This is a messenger RNA of Gracilinanus agilis (Agile Gracile Mouse Opossum), 1149 nucleotides long. Its product is annotated as zinc finger protein 501-like. Gene Ontology annotation, biological process: regulation of DNA-templated transcription. The coding region runs from base 1 to 1149 and encodes 382 amino acids. Lineage: Eukaryota; Metazoa; Chordata; Mammalia; Didelphimorphia; Didelphidae. The record is from RefSeq and is a predicted model, not a curated record. The transcript is spliced from 8 exons.
AUGACGCAGGUGGUUACCAGACAAAAGCAGUUACUGCUCCUCCUUCCAUGGCUGGGGCUCUGGCACAUUGGUGACUCUCAUACUGAUGUUGGCUGCUCUGGGAAACAGCAACAGGGCGACAAACACGAGGUGGUGACGUUCAAGGAUGUGGCUGUGGACUUCACCUGGGAGGAGUGGGGCCUCUUGGCCCCUCCUGAGAAGGAGUUGUACAAGGAGUGUGGAAAGGUAUUCACAGAUAACUCCAGUCUUGCUAAGCAUGAACAAAUCCACACGGGGGAGAAACCUUAUGAAUGCAAGCAAUGUGGAAAGGUAUUUACUCAGAUUUCUGGUCUUGUUGGACAUCAGAGAAUCCACAGUGGGGAGAGACCUUAUGCAUGCAAGGAAUGUGGAAAGACAUUCAGAGUGAGAUCCAGUCUUGUUGGACACCAGAGAAUCCACACUGGGGAGAAACCUUAUAAAUGCAAGCAAUGUGGAAAGGCAUUUAAAGAGAAAUCCAGUCUUGCUGCACAUCAGAGAAUCCACAUUGGGGAGAAACCUUAUGAAUGCAAACAAUGUGGAAAGGCCUUUAGUUUCUCCACAGUUUUUGCUGUACAUCAGAGAGUCCACACUGGGGAGAAACCUUAUGAAUGCAAGCAAUGUGGAAAGACAUUUAGUCGGACCUGCACUCUUGCUGUACAUCAGAGAAUCCAUACUGGGGAGAAACCUUAUGAAUGUAAUCAAUGUGGAAAGACAUUUAGUCAGAGGUCCAGUCUUGUUGUACAUCAAAGAAUCCACACUGGGGAGAAACCUUAUGAAUGCAAGCAAUGUGGAAAGACAUUCAGGGGGAGGUUCCAUCUUGUUGAGCAUCAGAGAAUCCACACGGGGGAGAAACCUUAUGCAUGCAAGGAAUGUGGAAAGGCAUUCACUCGGAGCUCCCAUCUUGUUGUACAUCAGAAAAUCCACACUGGGGAGAAACCUUAUGGAUGCAAGCAUUGUGGAAAGACAUUCAGGGCUCUCAGGCUGGGACUUCUGGAGCCCUAUCCGAAAAAGGAUCAGAGCCCCAGGGCUGUCCUGCACCCAUCCCCCACCUACCCUGGCAGGCUUCUUCCACCUUCCUCCCUGACACGUACUCUGGAACCUGGUCAGAGGAGCCUCCUGGGGGUUCCAUGA